Aphanomyces astaci is the source of this 708-nucleotide messenger RNA. RefSeq lists its product as hypothetical. Bases 1 to 708 code for a protein of 235 amino acids. The record is from RefSeq and is a predicted model, not a curated record. NCBI's taxonomy places the organism in Eukaryota, Oomycota, Saprolegniomycetes, Saprolegniales, Verrucalvaceae. The transcript has 4 exons.
AUGCAGUCCGGUGAACCCCGUCCUGAAGCCCGAUGGCCGCAUGACACUGAAGACAGCAGACCAGUGGACGACGACGUGUUAAAGAACUAUCGUUUUACGAACGACUACCGGGUGGUCAACUCCAUGACCAAGCCCAAGACCGGCGAUGGGGUUUUUUACCUGCCAAAGUGCUUCUGGCAGUUCCCGCUGCACGAGGACAGCUGGGACAUGCUGUCGUUCAUGCUCAAUUUCUGCGUGUAUACCCCCGACAGGGUGAUGCAGGGUCAUGUGGACAGCGCGCUCUAUAAAUUCUUCGAUCGAGUGGAGCACUUUGGUUUCAAGCUGAGUUCGUCCAAAACCAAGGUGUACACUCAUGAGGUCAAGUGGUGUGGGCGCAUUAUCAGUGGCGAAGGCGUCAAGCGGGACCCGGAACCGAUCCAUUACUUGUGUGCAAUUCCCUACCCUAUGAACGCGGGUGACUUGCAACAAUUUACGGUGAACCCACUCCAGCAAUGCUUGACAAAGUCCCUCGAGGGUAAGGGCAAGAAGAUCCGCAUCACGUCUGGUGUUCACUUGGAACUACUCGACGGCGAAAAGAAAGCGUUCGAAGCAGUGAAGUCCAAGUUACGGGCGUCGGUUGAACUAUCUCACCCUUGUGAUGAUGCAACGAUGUGCCUAAAAGAAGCGUACUCGAUUGCACGAGCGUGCGAGAAGCUCAACUACUUGUGA